Molecule: messenger RNA, 1612 nt
Organism: Amphibalanus amphitrite
Lineage: Eukaryota; Metazoa; Arthropoda; Thecostraca; Balanomorpha; Balanidae
Exons: 2
Coding region: 470-1570 (366 amino acids)
Biological process (GO): DNA integration; DNA recombination
Molecular function (GO): DNA binding
Source: RefSeq, a predicted model, not a curated record
ACCGUGCUGUGCAACGCGAUGCAGCACGGAACAUUAGCGCCGGACGGACGGGUGUCUACCGGCCGGCCCACGCACACCGACGGGCGGGUGCCUACUGGCCCCGCGCGGAGAGUGUCCGUACACGGGAGCAUAGAUGGCGCGUCGAGCGGCCAGAGUUUAUUAUAUAUCUAGGGAGCGCAGCCUGAAAACAAGUUCUAUGGGAAAAUUGCUUUAUUAUUUAAUACUUAUCGAAUAUUUAGCCAGUCUUGUACACUGCCCUACCACCACGAAAUCAAUAUUAACUAAUUAUUAUGCGCUUUGUUAUUUCGCGGAACGGCAACGCCGCAACAGCCUGUUGUUUGAACAUCCGCCCGACAACGGCACGCCAGAGCAAUUUUCUCAAAUAACGAGUCUAAUAGGGAUUUUACGCCCAAGCUGUGAGUCAGGAAGGAACUAGUGAUAGUGACGACCUUACACAUCACUUCUGAAGAUGCCCAGGCGACGAACGAGACAAGGUCCAGAUCGGCCGUUUCCGCCGCCUGCAUCCAGCGGCAGCGGCCGAGCCCACGCCGGUACCGCCCGCGAUGACGGCCUUCCUGGAAGCGCCGACGGAAACCUGCACCACGGCGUCGGGCUACCCGAUUUAGACACGGAAGCGCGCCGGCUCAUCCGGGACGGACUCGCACCCGCAACGCGAAGAGCGUAUCGGCGGUGUGUCGCUACCUUCCAGACUUUCUGCGCCUCUCACAACCUCCCCGCUAUCCCCGCCACAGAGCGCACAGUCCUUCGUUUCCUCGCCCACCUCAGUCUCAACAACACUUCCCCGGGACUCGCUUCAUCCCAUCUGGCGGCACUGCGACACUGGCACGCCACGCGGGAGCGACCCUGGCCCGGCCGGACGGAACGAAUCCGGUUAGCGCUGCGGGCCAUCAGCAGAGACAGCCAGGGGCCACGCCCGCCCGGCCGGCGACCGGCGUCCGUGCCGAUCCUGCUGCGACUGCGCCGGCGACUCCGGCGGGCCUCGAUGUCAGCGCAUGACCGGAGGGCAGCAUGGGCGGCAAUCACGCUGGGAUUUUUCGGCGCGCUACGCGGAAGUGAGUAUCUGGCCCCAAGUGCGCACCGGUUCUCUCGCCGCCGCACGUGCGCCCGCCGGCAUGUCACACUACACCGGGACCGUCUUGUGCUGCAUAUCCCGGCGUCCAAAACCGACCAAGCGUAUCGGGGAGCCACCGUCGAGCUACCCAGUGUCUCCGGCCCCGGAUGUCCAGUCCAGGCUAUGCGGAGGUACCUUCGCAACGUCGCCGACCAGCCUCCAGACCAACCACUGUUUAUCCGGGCAUCAGGCGCGUACGGCACGAUCGCCUGGCUAAACGGCGUACUUCGCCGUUACGCGCCCUCGGACGCUGGGCGGCUCACCACGCAUAGCCUGCGGAUUGGGUUCGCCACCGCCGCCGCAGCCACCGGCGCCUCCGACGGCGCGAUCCGUGCAUCCGGUCGGUGGGCCUCGUCAUCGCACCUCCGGUACAUCCGGGGGCGCCGCCUGGACGUGUGGGAAGCGCGCAUCGCUGUCAACGCGGCCCCUGCCCCGUAGAAUGGCCCCGCCCCUAAUGACUGGAAUACACUUUGGCGUUUC